AUGAAUGUGUUAUGCUGGAACUGCCGCGGGCUUGGGAACCCACGGUCAGUUCGAUCUCUUCAGUUUCUACUGAAAACAGAAGUUCUUGGGCUGGUUUUUCUCAUGGAGACCAAGAUCGAUUCGAAGCAUGUGGAUGGGAUUCGACAAAAACUGGGAUUUUGUGGUGGUUUUUAUGUUAACCGAGUUGGACUUGCGGGCGGACUUGCUUUGUUAUGGCCAGCGGCUAUCCAGGUUAGUGUGAAAAGUCAUUCGGUUGGUCAUAUUGAUGUAUUUGUGGACUCUGGAUUGGGGGAACACCCUUGGAGAUUUAUAGGAUUUUACGGACACCCGGAAAUGGCACAACGGAAAAAUUCUUGGGCAUUAUUGCGGAGACUAGCAACAUGCUUCCAAAUGCCUUGGCUUUGUGCGGGUGAUUUUAAUGAAAUUUUGUUUUGUCGCGAGAAGUGUGGCGUCGUGGGGCGUAGUCCAUCCCAAAUGGAACAUUUUCGGAAUGUUGUUGCAAAUGCACACCUGGCUGAUCUGGGUUUUGUUGGGCCAAUUUUCACUUGGUCCAAUAACCGAGGUGGCAACACUUUGGUUCGGGAGCGAUUGGACCGUGGGUUUGCUAAUGAUGCUUGGCAACUCUUGUUUCCACAUGCAAAGGUUUAUCCUAUGGCAUGCACAUCCUCCAAUCACUUACCUAUUUGUGUUGACAUUUGUGGGGUUAAAGAACAACGUCAAUCUCUUGCUAGUGGUCAUCGCAUGUAUCGGUUCGAAGCUAUGUGGCUACGGCAUGCAAGUUGUGAGCAAGUAGUUGCCGAUAAUUGGUUGCCUUCUUCUAAUGCGAAUGUUCGAAGUUUGGUGUCUACUAUUGCACAUGUAAGUUCUUCGUUGCGACGGUGGGAUCGUAAUGUUUUUGGAUGUGUCAAGCGACAGUUAAAGGAGAAAACCGAUCAAUUACAGCGGUUGCUUACGCUAAGUUCCAAUUUUCCGGACGAUGUUGCAGAAAUGUGUAAGCUACGUUGUGAUAUUGAUGAGCUUUUAGAACAGGAAUCUAUUUUUUGGGGUCAACGUGCUCGGGCUAAUUGGCUAAAGGAUGGGGACCGUAAUACUUCAUUUUUUCAUUCCAAGGCCACCCAACGUCAUAAGCAGAAGAAAAUUGCUGGUAUUAUUGAUCCUAAUGGAAUUUGGCAAGAGGAUCAAAGAGUGGUGGAGGACAAUUUUGUGAAUUAUUUUCAGGAAUUAUUUUCGGCGGGUGAGGGACUGAACAUGGGCCCAAUAUUGCAGUUGAUUCAGGAGAGAGUUUCCGAUCACAGUGCAUCUCAAUUGAGUAGACCAUUUUCUGAAGUUGAGGUCCACCAUGCGCUUUUCCAAAUGCAUCCAACGAAGGCUCCCGGGCCCGAUGGUAAGCCUGCUUUAUUUUUUCAAAAAUUUUGGCAAGUGGUGGGUCCUAGUGUGAGCUCUGUGGUGCUUGGGGUGUUGAAUGGGGUUGAUGAGAUUUCACAUAUUAAUCAUACCUUCAUUGUGCUGAUUCCUAAAAUUAAGAAUCCCAAGCUCAUGUCAGAAUUUCGGCCAAUUAGUUUGUGUAAUGUUGUCUAUAAAAUAAUUUCAAAAAUGUUGGCCAAUCGUCUUAAAGAGGUGCUGCCUUCUGUAAUUUCCGACACUCAAAGUGCGUUUAUUCCGGGCCGUCUCAUUACUGAUAAUGCAUUGGUGGCAUUCGAAGUGUUCCAUUUUCUCAAGAAUAAGAGAGCCGGAAAGGAUGGUUGCCUGCCGUUGAAACUUGACAUGAGUAAAGACUAUGACCGAGUGGAAUGGCCAUUUAUUAAUCAAAUGAUGCUCCUAUUAGGAUUUCCGCAACGGUUUGUGCAACUACUUAUGAAUUGUGUGUCCACUAUUUCUUUUUCUGUGCUUGUUAAUGGGAAGCAUUCCAGAAUGUUUUACCCAACAAGGGGCCUCCGCCAAGGGGAUCCGCUUUCGCCUUAUUUGUUUACUAUUUGUGCGGAAGGAAUGUCGGCGCUCCUCGCCCAUGCUAUGGCAGCUAAUCGGUUGUCCGGAAUUUCAAUUUGCCGGGGUAGUCCACGCUUGUCGCAUUUAUUUUUUGCCAAUGAUAGUCUUCUAUUUGCGGCUGCUAAGGAAGAUGAGGUGGGUGUUUUGCGAGAUAUUCUCCAAAAGUAUGAGCAAGCAUCGAGGCAGAAAAUUAAUUUCCAAAAAUCGGCUGUUUGUUUUAGUAAAAAUACGGACUUGGUUACUCAGCGAGUGGUGACAUCUAUUCUUGGGGUGGGUUCAUUGGCGUCGUACGGGAAAUAUUUGGGGCUACCAUAUUGUGUGGGGCAUUCUAAGCGCGCCGUUUUGGGGUUUGUUAAGGAGCGCGUAUGGACUCGAUUAAAUGGUUGGAAGGAAAAAAUUUUAUCGGUGGCGGGUAGAGAGGUACUCAUUAAGUCUGUUGCUCAAGCCAUACCCACUUAUAUUAUGUCCUGUUUUCGCCUCCCUGAUGGAGUGUGCCAUGAAAUUGAGUCUAUGGUGUGCAAUUUUUGGUGGGGACAAAAAGAGGAAACCCGUAAAAUUCAUUUGACUAGCUGGAAACAAUUGUAUAAGUCUAAAUUACAGGGUGGUAUGGGAUUUCGGUGCCGUCAACAUUUCAAUUCAGCUUUGUUGGCCAAACAGUGUUGGCGAUUAGUGCAGCAGCCUCAAUCUUUGGUUGCGCGGGUCUUUAAGGCUAGGUACUUUCCUCAAACUUCAUUUCUUGAGGCUUUGGUCGGGAGUAAUCCAUCUUUCACCUGGAGGAGUAUAGUCGGAUCUCGAAGUCUAUUAAAUGUUGGGCUUCGAUGGCGUGUUGGGAAUGGUGCGAACAUCUCGGUUAAGUAUGAUAAAUGGGUUCCACGGCCUCACUCUUUUAAGGUAAUUUUGCCACCUUCAACUCUUUCGGAUGAUGCGCGGGUUAGUGAUUUGAUUGAUUCUGAGAAGGGUGCAUGGAAGACCCAUGCCAGUGCUGGUGUUGGCAUUAUUAUUCGGGACUAUCAUAGGGAAGUCAUUGCGUCUAUGGUUGAGCGGAUCCCGUAUAUGGAGGAUGUUGAUUGUGUGGAAGCUAUGGGUGCGAUAAAAGCUCUUCAAUUGGGAUGUGAUUUGGGGUUGGGGCAUAUUCAUCUUGAAGGUGAUUCUCAAAAUGUGGUGGCUGCAAUUCAAGGUAAGGCGGAUAAUUUAUCUUGCUAUGGUCAUUUUGUGGGUGUGGCUCAAGCGCUUCUCUUGCGGUUUCUUUCUUCAUCGGUUUCGCAUGUUUGUCGAGAUGGCAAUUCGGUGGCUCAUUGUUUAAGUAGGCUAGCCUUUGAUUUUGAUUCGCCAUGUGUUUGGAUGGAGGAGGUUCCUUCCUUUUUAAUGGCGUUGGUGAUGUCUGAGGCGUCUUCUUCUGUGUAA
Molecule: messenger RNA, 3390 nt
Organism: Camellia sinensis
Lineage: Eukaryota; Viridiplantae; Streptophyta; Magnoliopsida; Ericales; Theaceae
Source: RefSeq, a predicted model, not a curated record